CGGGAGCGGGCAGGUAAGGCGCCCACAGCAAGUGGGGAAAGGUUCCGGCUACUGGGGAGCUGAGUCUGUUGUCAGUCCCUCCCUUACUCCACCCCGCCUCCCUUCCCAUAUCUCGACUUUCUUGGGGCUGGUCGGGAGCAAAAGGGCAAAAGGGCGCACGCGGUGAAGUCAGGUCCUGAAAUAACAGGGGGAUUUUUUUUUGCGGGGGAGAAGGUGGAAAGAAAGAACAGUGAGCAGGCUCUGGCUCCAGCACCAGUGGCUUCAGCCAGAGGCCAAGGCAGCCUCGGUGACACUUCCUCAAAGUGAAAGCGAAAGCCAAGUAGGCGGAGAGGACUGACGGGGCCAGGCGGUCGGCCAGGCAGGCGUGUUUGGAGCCCCUUCUCCAGCCCGGACCUGGCCGGCGCGGGGCACGAGGAGGGGCGGCGGGGGAGGAGGGCCUGAGAGCAGCCCCCAUGGGCUCCGAGGGGUGGUGCUUGCUGGUCUGCUUGGCUCUCUCCGGGGCAGCAGACGCCGUAGAAAGGCAGUGGCGGGCAGUGGACGUGAUCUUGGACUGCUUCCUGAUGGGGGAAGGUGGGCACCGUGGAGGUUUCGCCAGCAGUGAGAACAUGGUGAAGGCCUUGUUGGUGCUGAAGCAGGUGCCAGUGCCAGACGACGGCUCCCUGGAAGGCCUCACGGAUUUCCAAGGGGGCACACUGGCCGAGGACAACCCACUCAUUACCUUCGAGGCCUCAGUGAACCUGAUACAGAUUCCCCAGGCCGAGGCCUUGCUCCAUGCUGACUGCAGCGGGAAAGAGGUGACCUGUGAGAUCUCCCGCUAUUUUCUCCAGGCCAGGACAAAGGCCACGGUGGAGACGGCAACCUGGUUCAUCACCCAUGUGCUAGUGUCUGGAGAGGGACCUAGUAUCUCCAUGGUGAUGAAGACUCUUGGGGAUGCUGAGAAUGGGGCUGUCUUGCAUCCUACGCUGAAACUGCCCCUGAGCCCCCAGGGGACUGUGCGGACUGAAGUGGAGUUCCAGGUGACAACACAGACCCCAUCCUUGAAUCUCCUGCUGGGGUCCUCAGCCUCCCUGCACUGUGGCUUCUCCAUGGCACCAGGCUUGGGCGUCACCAGCGUGGAGUGGCGGCUGCAGCAUAAGGGCAGUGGCCAGCUGGUGUACGGCUGGACCACGGGGCAGGGGCAGGCCAAGCGGGAGGGCGCCACCCUGGAGCCUCAGCAGCUGCUCAUGGCUGGGGAUGCCUCCCUCACCCUACCCAGCCUCACUCUGAAGGAUGAGGGGGCCUACGUCUGCCAGAUCACAACCUCCCUGUACCAAGCUCAACAGAUCAUCCAGCUCAACAUCCAAGCUGCCCCCAAAGUUCUACUGAGCUUGGCGAGUGAAGCUCUGCCACCCACCCUCCUCUGCAGUGUCACUGGCUAUUACCCUCUGGAUGUGACGGUGACGUGGACCCGGGAGGAGCUGGGGGGAGCCCCGGCCCCAGUCUCUGGCGCCUCCUUCUCCAGCCUCCGGCAGAGCACAGCAGGCACCUACAGCAUCUCCUCCUCCCUGACGGCAGAGCCUGGCUCUGUGGGUGCCACUUACACCUGCCAAGUCACCCACGUCUCCCUGGAGGAGCCCAUGGUGGCCAACACCUGGAUUGCCCCACCAGAGCAGAGGACAGCCUUUGGAGUCCUUUUUGCCAGCAGCCUCUUCCUCCUGGCACUGCUGUUCCUGGGACUGCAGAGACGCCAAGCUACCUCACCAAGGCCUGCCAGGACCCCGAGGCACUCCGGGUAGCCACUCUCCUGCCUUAGAUAUGAGUCACAUUCUCCCAGAAGGACUCUAAGCUGAGCCCCAGGGCUCAAAGAGGCCCCAAAAAAGAUACGAAGAAGGCACAGGUCACUGACUGUGGCUCUGGAUUUCUGCAGGCCUCUGCCUGCCUUCACUGCAUGCCCUGGGCUGAUACACCAAGGGAGAAAGCGUGAAGAGGUGAGAGGGUGGCAGGAAGGCAGGAGGUCUGGGUGGAGGUUAAAACACGAGCCAGGUUUGAGGCACGGUGGUAGGAAAAUAUAACAGAAAAAAAUUAAGAAAGGCGCGGAUGAGGGACAGUGGAACAGGAUGGGGGUUGGACGGCCACGCACAAUCGUUGAACUCUCCCAGAAAAAGCCCUCAUGUCCUCGGAAGCAAAGCUUUUCCACUUUCCUGUCUUUUCCCACACUGGGGCCCGCCCCGCCCCUCCGCUCGGCUGGCAAAGUGUUUGAGGUGUGAAACGAAGACCCUCAGAGGCGGCCCUGGGGCCCCCCCUCAGUCACUGAGUGUAACCUUGAGCUGCCAUUAAGCUCCUGCACCUCUGCACAGCUGCUGGGCAUCUCAGGACACCUACACACCCGUCACUGCCUCGGCUGCAGGGGACAGAGUUCUCCUUUCAGUCAUUUUAAAACGGGCCUGACCGGCACAGUGGAACUCGGCAGAAGAUGGCUGUGCAUGGGGACGGCGGGGAGCACACAGCGUGUCCCCUGGGGGCCUCCUCAGGGCCUGGCCCAGGACCUGGAGGGAGCAGGCGGCAGAUGUCUGAGAAGAUCUGCGGGUGUCUGUCCGUGAGAUGCCCGCUCGGCUUCCUGCCAUGGCUUCCUGUCACCCACACCUGAAGAGCUGGGCUGCUUCGGGCACAGAGGCUGAGAGCGGAGACCACUUCCUCUGCCAGCACCCGGCUCUUGAAUCUCGAGAAGACCGCCAGCACCCGUAAGCCACCCUUCCGGCGCACAGCACCAUCAGAAAGGAGCUAGAGAGAAACAAGACGCCUCCGCCCCGCUGCAGUCACCCCAACCCAAACAAUAGCCAAGUCGGUUUAGUGGUAGGAAGUUGUAUUUUUGUUUUGCCUUUGUUCAGAAUACAGGAAAUUGGUAAAUACGCCACAUGCCUUUGGUGGAAGUACAACUGUUAUUUCUGUACAAGUAGGAGAGUGGGGUUAGAAAAAAAGACAGAGAGGUGAUGACAGACACACAGUGGGGACGCCACAUCGUCCACGGCAAACCCAAGAGGGGCCGAGGAGACUUGGCCUCACGUGGCUGCCGAGCCCCAGGCUUAGUUGCAUAUUUGCUCAUGCACAUGGGUGGUGGGAGGGAAGCGGGGCGGCAGAGACACAGAAGAAGGGGGUACAGGGCAGGGUGAGAAAGAGAGUAGAAGGGCUAACGUCCCCAGAAGAACAAAGCCAACUACACCUGGGACAGGUGGGACAGAAACCCAGAAGUGACUCCUGUGAUGGGGCGGGCCAAGCGGGCGGAUUUGCUCCAGGCUUGGGACACAUCGAGGACAGUGGUGGUUCUUCUCCAGCGGUGACCCCCUGCGUUAGGCAAGCGGAGCCCAGAGGAGAGCGGAGGCCUUCGAGGGGGGCCGUUAGGAGGGUACACAGACUGCCUUCGUCCAGCACUUCCGUCCCGCCCUGGGGCAGGACGAAGGGAAUGUGGGAACAGGGCGAAGGGAGAGGAAGGAUGAAAAUUUGUGGAACGAAAUGCUGCUGCGUGGAAAGCGAGCCUGGCCCAGCCGCCUCCUGCUGGUGAACUGGUGGACCGAAGGAACGAAGGGACGGGGGGCGGUCCCCGUUCUGUUCCCAGCCGGCCCUCCUCCCCUCUCACCCGGGUCUGUCCCACUGAGUGCCCUUUCCUGAAGCCCAGCUCUGGCCCCCGAGACAGGCUGAGCAGCUCCAUCCUCAGGUCCCGCUGUCUGUGCCACAAACAAUGCAAAGAGGAGGAAGGAAGGAAUUCAGACGGGCAGGGGUGCUUUGGAAGGGGAACAUACUGCGGGAAGAACAGAGGGGCCGCUCCAGAUGAGAAGGCGCCGUGGUGGCACAGCAGUCAACAAGCAGGCCCGUCUGCUGACGGCUCCACCUCCGCCCCAAGGCUGGCGGGGGCACCGGACUCCCAACGCUCAGGAGCGGCCGGGCCUCAGGAAGGGCCGCUCUCCUCAGCCCUGUCUUUGGCAAGUACACGGGGGUGGUGUCGGGGGAAGGGCUCCCAGAGGGUCCAGGGCUCCUCCCCUCCGACAUCUCAUCCUCCAUCAGCAGCAAGGGAGGCACAGGACACUUGUAACAAGAGGGUGAGAAGUGGCUUCCUCCAAGCUUGGUAUUUUCAGAUCAGGCCCUUGACUCGCUGUUUCUCUAUAACUAACGGGCAUUCUCUCAUUAUCUAUGCCAGUAACUAAAAUUGAGAGGCUCAAACUUUGGCUAAAUGAAAUUAUUUGAUGCCUUCACGAGCAAUACAGAAUGCUGUAGAAAACGUGGACAAGAGCCCCUUCCAGGUAUGAGCUUGUGGGACUGUUUCUAGGAUGGGAACGAGAGUCCUGAUAUUUUCGCUAUGAAUACGUGUCCUCCAGAUCUCUGGAGGACAAAGUAAAAGGCUGUAAGAUCCCUGAAGACACAGAAGAUCUUGGACUAACAGAUGGGAAAUAACUGUGAAAAACAGGUUUGACUUUCUCAAAGAGUCCUGCACCAGGACCAAGCUGGACUUCGGGCCCGGCCCAGGCUCCUCUGCAGGCCUGGCACAGGAGAGGUGAGGGGGCAUCCUCCCAGCUGCUCCCAGCCUCCGCCGGCCAGCAGCCUGGACUUUUCUGGCAACACCACGGGCACAACACUCUUCUCCUCGUCCCAGUCUUGGCCCCUUCUUGAGCACGUCACCUCAGCUACGCCCCCUCCCCAUCCCUUGGCCUCCAACUCUUUUUGGCUUUGGGGGAACUUGAGAGAACAUGAGAGGGUAGCGAGGAGAUGCCAGCUGUUGUCCUUCAGGUAGUUAACUCAAGACUGCACCACAAGCAGCAUUUCCAGUGUCGUAGGACAGAGUGCAAAUGAAAGCAACAGAAGGGGAGGAGUGGGCGAUGGAGAAGCAGGGCUGGGAUGGAGGAAGGCAGAUGGGGAAGUUCUGGGGAGAAACAGCAGGACAGGGACAUGAGUUUGGAUGGCAAUGGAGAACAGGGAGGGGGUGGCACAUUCUCAAGCAAAAAAGUAGACUGGACACAGGAAUCAGGAAGUCCCAGAUGGAAAAAAGAGACAGGAGAAAACAAGAGGGCAAAUUACACCAGGUUACUGGACAUUCAGGUGUAGUUGUACGUGUCCCAGCCCCACAGUCUCCCUCUGACCCAAGCCAGUGAGAAGGCGCACAGCCCACUUCCUCAGAACAGCAGCCACCGCCUUCCCCCACAGUCCUGCAGAGUGAAGGCUUAUCCAUCAAGGAAGUCCCUCACCUCUGCCCUUCCGCCCUCCCGAACCAGAUGAUGCUUCCCUGGCCACGAUCUCCAUACCUCAGUCAGAGCAGCCCCACUCCCCAGGCAGGCAGGCAGGCAGGCAGGCGACGCCGGGACCUUCCCACCUCUUCACCCCACCAGCAACCUCAGCGAUACUUACCUACAAUAACUACCACGAUGAUGGUACAGAUGGCCCCCAGCAUGAUCAUCAUCUGAGGAAACAUUGACAAAACACAAGCCCUUGGAUGUGGGGAAGGAGGCAGCAACCAGGGCCAGGGACUCGGACGGCGGACGAAGCCACACGCCCCCCAGGACGGCUGAAGGCCUCCCAACCCCUCGUGCUCCCCAUCAGACAGUAACCCCUGCACCACAGCUGGAGCUUCUCAGAAACGUCAGAGGGUCUGCAGCUUGCUCCUUUUCUCCUAGUUCCUGUUGCCUGGAGGCUUUUAAAGGAACACCAGAGCAGGUGCAGACUCCGGAUCUUCAGUCAACUGGUUCGUUUUUCAUCGACAAGUGUUCAGCUCAUUCCCAAAAGCUGCAGAGGCCCCAAGCACAGCUUCAAUCAACGACAAGAGAGGGCCUGGAGCCCCCUCCCGGGUGUCUCCGCGCCCCACCUUCGCCCGAGACUCGACUGAGGAGCCCCGCAGAGUCCGGCGCUGGGGUGAGAGUUGGCAAGGUGUCGCGCCCCCCACACCAGAGUCAACUCACAUGUCUCAGACAGAAGGAGGAGAGGUCCGUCUCCUCUUCCGAGGCUGCGGCGAGACACCCGGCCGGGGAACACUGCGGUGAAGCCGACCGCACCGCCGAGCUUUGCUUCUAGACGACCACUCGGGGCUCUAGCUGCGGUAGAACUGACUGCAGCGGCAGCCCCGGCUCGUCUUUAUUAGCGCUGGCCGCGCCCCCAGAUCACGCUGACAAUGCUGCGGCCCAAUCCACGCCCAGGACAGGUGCCAGUCCCGAAGCGAAGCCCGGAUAAGGCCUAGAGUGCCCGCCCCUGAAAAUCUGCCAGUCACAGCUCUCUUCUUAUCCUGACUCGGGAAAGGAGCGGUGCCGGAAGGAUCUGACCAAUAGAAAUCUGGUUUGCGUACCUGUCUAACUAAGCGACGGGGCGGGGUGGAACUAGGUGCCCGCUCCCUGGAAGGGCGGCUCCAACAAUUUGAAUUAGGCCUUUUUGGUGCCACCCAGCCAAUCGCUGAGCAGUUCCUUAAGUCCGGGCCCGCUCGCGGCCCCCGGCUCCGGCGUCUCCAGCCAAUCACGCCGCUUCCGCUGACAGCGGUGGGCGGGGGCGGGCUCCGGCUCGCUGUGGCCUGGACUCUGGAGUCCGGGGUGAGGCGGAGGUUCGGUGGUCUAGGCACUACGCUGGCGCUCGGACCUGGCCGGCCUCCACCCCACCUCCCCGCCUUUGACAGCUCUGAGUGAGGCUGAAUCCAUCAAGGCAGAGCCGCAGGCUCCCGUGGCCAAAACAAUUUGUAAUCAAAGCUGUGGCUUUUCUGCCUGAAUUCCUUGUUGGUCCGAAAAACAAAAUAGCAAGAAUUUAAAAUGGUUCCAGGUUGACAGUGCCACCAAGCACCAGCUGAAGCAAUGCAGAUCGUCUCUGGAUGAGCUGAUCUUCAAUCUAGGCCUUGGGGAAUUUCCACAAAUACAGUUCCAAGAAAAAUAAAUUUUGGUCAAAAAUGGGAAACAAAUAAGGAGCAAAGAACCAGGAGCAAGAGCCAACAAAGAUGGAAAUAGGAAGUAAGAAAAUUAGAAAAUCAAGCCAAGUAGUUCAAUGUCUGAUUAGUAGGAGUUCUAAAAAGAGAGAACGGUUUGAAAGAGAAAGAUUACAAAAGAAAUACAAGAAAAAAUUUCUGAAUUGAAAAAGUCUUUCUGGAUUACACAGUACACUAUGUGCCUAGCAUAGUGAAAGAAAAAGAAUCAUGUCAAGACACAUCUUUGUGAAAUCUCAGACUAUUAGGGGAAAAGAGAAGAUCCUAAAAGAUUUCAAAAAGAGUGAAAGGGACUUCCCUGGUGGAUCCCUGGUCAGGAACUAAAAUCCUGCAUGCCACAUGACAUGGUCCCCCCAAAAAAAGAGAGAGAGAGAGAGAGAAAGGAACAGGAAUGAGAAUGGCAACUCAAUACAGUAUUAAAAGAUAGAUGAUGUGACAGUGCCUUUAAAAUUCUGAAGAAACAUAAUCAUUACCCUAGAAUUCUAUACCAGCCAAACGAAUAUAAGACCAAUACGUACCAAUAUAAGAUAAAUAUAGACAUCUUUCAGAUGUGCAAGGAGUGAAAAUGUUUACUUCUCUUUACAAUUUUUUACUUUCUCUUAUAGGCUACUAUAAGAUGUGCUCUGGUAAACAGGAAAGAGAAAGGCAGCAGAGCUAGGGGAUGAAAUGCUGGAUCCACACACAAAACUGGUGAAGGAAAUAUUUGGAAUGAAAGCUACACCACAGACCCAGAAACAACCGUCCUGACUGAAGUAGGAGGAAGGAGGAAACUGCAGGACAGUCUCCAGCGGGGGAAAAAAACCUGUAAAGCAUCUGACAUGUUUAAAUAUUUGAAAAAUAACAUGAACAAGUACUUUACAAGUCUGAUGCGACAUGCGGAAAAAAAUAGAGCUAGAUACAUAGAAAAUUAUAUUUUGAAAAAGAGGUAAUUAUAAACUUAGGGGAAAACAAAAAGUUGAAUAAGAACUAGAAAUUAUCUCACCUUUAUGUUAAUUGAUUUUCAACAAGAGUGUCAAGACAGGACUUCCCUGGUGGCGCAGUGGUUAAGAAUCCGCCUGCCAAGGGCUUCCCUGGUGGCGCAGUGGUUGAGAGUCCGCCUGCCGAUGCAGGGAACAUGGGUUCGUGCCCCGGUCCAGGAGGAUCCCACAUGCUGCGGAGCGGCUGGGCCCAUGAGCCAUGGCCGCUGAGCCUGCACGUCCGGAGCCUGUGCUCCGCAACGGGAGAGGCCACAACAGUGAGAGGCCCGCUUACCGCAAAAAAAAAAAAAAAAAAAAAAAAAAAGAA
Messenger RNA from Mesoplodon densirostris (Blainville's beaked whale), 8203 nucleotides. It is a transcript of the gene TAPBPL, whose product is annotated as TAP binding protein like. The coding region runs from base 453 to 1775 and encodes 440 amino acids. Lineage: Eukaryota; Metazoa; Chordata; Mammalia; Artiodactyla; Ziphiidae. The transcript has 10 exons. The record is from RefSeq and is a predicted model, not a curated record.